Messenger RNA from Crotalus tigris (Tiger rattlesnake), 1331 nucleotides. Its product is annotated as E3 ISG15--protein ligase HERC5-like. The coding region runs from base 102 to 1241 and encodes 379 amino acids. Lineage: Eukaryota; Metazoa; Chordata; Lepidosauria; Squamata; Viperidae. The transcript is spliced from 4 exons. The record is from RefSeq and is a predicted model, not a curated record.
CCAAGAAAAUGCACGCCGUCAGGAAAUAAAACGAAACUCCUGGACCGAAAGCUGAAAGAACUGCGCCUGUGUUCUGUGCGCACAGCGCCAACGUCGGAACGAUGACCCCCCCCCCCGAAGAGCUUCGGGGAGGCUUCCAAAGAAGCGACACUAGUGUCCGGAUUAUUCCUCUUCUCCCUGCCAACCCCUCCUUCCUUCUUCCACCGAAAGCCAAUCCUCUGCUCGGACAACGCCGGGACAACCGUCGCAGUUUCGAUUUCCUUGCAAGGCACGCCUUCUCCCUGACGUUUGGAAAGUCAAGCCGCCCCCUAAAGCGGAUCGCAGAAGAGAAACCGCGCGUCGUUUUGGAGAAUCUGCUCGGGUUUUUCCUUGGGCGAUCAAGAGGCGAGGAUCCUUCUUCACUCAUGCCGGGCGCAGGGAAGAGACGCCCCGGAGGAGCCACUAGUUCCCCCGGAGGCUCGCUCUCGAGACCUACCCGCAGCUUCCAGAAGCCUGGGAAGAAAGUUGCCGAAAAGAUGCGCGAGCGGAGAGCUGGAGCCGAAGGGAGCGACCGGUUGAGUUCUCCCGCUGUCUCCUCCCCGCCACUCAGGGCUCCGUUGCUCUUGUUCCCAAGGGUGGGGUACCACCACAGCAUCUUCAAAGAGGACCCCGAAGCCAUUCGCCAGAUCAGCUGUAAGCAAGGUUACCUAGCGAUGGCGCAGACACCGAACACCGUGCAACUUUUCUGCCGGGCGCAAGACGAACAGCAUCAGCCAGCCCUCGUGCAAAAUCGCAGGAGCAUCUGCUUAAAAGAGAAAAUCAAGAUAAAUUCACUGGAUUGUGAAGCAUCUCACCUGCUUAUUCUCUUAUCAAAUGGAAAACUUUCAGAGCAUGAUAUUACAACCCAAACCCCACAAAUAAGACUACUGAAAGAAUUAACAAACAAAUACAUUGUACAGAUUGCAUGUGGUGAUCAUCAUUCCAUGGCUCUUUCAAAAGGAGGAGAACUCUUUGCCUGGGGUGAGAAUGAACAUGGGCAGCUUGGAGUGGAAAAGAAGAUGGGUCACGUUAAGGAACCACAGCCGGUACUAGCACUGGAAGGCAUUCCUUUGAUUAUGAUUGCAGCUGGAUCUGCUCACAGCAUGGUUGUCUCUAUAUUUGGGACUGUUUACUCUUGGGGAAAAAAUACGUUUGGACAACUGGGCCUUGGAGACACAGAAGGUGAGGAGAAAUUCUGGGAAUGGGGUGGAGGAGGCAUUUGAGAUACGCUCAUUCUCAUAGGAAAUGGAUCAACUAAGCUCAUUGUUUCUGAGCUUGGUUGUUUUCUUGCAGACAUUUCAUUACCAAACUAG